This is a messenger RNA of Acanthocheilonema viteae, 407 nucleotides long. NCBI's taxonomy places the organism in Eukaryota, Metazoa, Nematoda, Chromadorea, Rhabditida, Onchocercidae. The record is from the annotation of a GenBank genome assembly.
AAUAUUUCUGUGAUCGUGAUUAUGAUGAGCAAAAAAACAACGAAAGUGUUUGGCAGGUGCCAUCGAUUUCUGCUGGUAAUAACUGGUCAUCAGCCAACGAUUCUGUUCAGCAACUUCCAACUUCAAGCGAGCCAGUUUUUUCAUCGCCGCACUGUACGCUAUCAUCUCGACAAGAAAGAUCCGAUCGAGUGCACGGAAUGCAUCAUCAUAGCACCUUUAUCGAUGAUCCACUGGGACUUUCUGGAAGUCUUUUUGGUCGAGGUUCGGCGAAUAUUUGGGCCAGCGACCCACGUUCAACAGCAGAAGUAACAUCUUGGGACAAUGGAUCCGAGCCUGAUCCGAAUUCUGCUGCCGUUUACUGGACCGAAAUGUUUUUAGCUGAUGACGAUAGAGGAAAGUGCCCAUAG